AUGAGUAUGAAUGAGACGAUUCAAAGUUCCAUUACAGACGCAAAUACAUCGACAAUAUUUGUCGAGAAAUUAUUUCAAAGAAUAACCCUUGGCUGUAUCCUUUCUAGUUUAUCAAUAUUUACUGUAUGCGGAAAUAUUUUAGUACUAUAUGCUAUACAAACAGAAAAAAAUUUACGAACAGUAUCAAAUCUAUUUAUUCUCAGUUUAGCAUUAGCUGAUUUAUCUGUUGGUCUAUUUGUUAUGCCUUUAAGUGCAGCUAACAUAAUUGCUGGUCGAUGGCCAUUUUCAUCUGUUAUAUGCAAAAUGUGGCUAUCCAUUGAUUAUGUUGCAAGCACUGCAAGCAUAUUUAAUCUUGUUUUGCUCAGUCUUGAUCGUUAUUGGGCUGUUGUUUAUCCGUUACGAUAUCUACAGAAACGUACACGUCGACGAGCAACUAUAUUUAUUUUACUUGUUUGGUUUAUAUCAUCAUUAUGGGCUCCGGCUGUUAUAUUUUGGUCAACUGUAGCUCCUCAAUAUAGCGACAUAAUUCGAAGCAACGAAUGUGAUACAUCAUUUCGUUCUAAUAAAACAUUUAAAACAUUGACAGCUUUAGUUAAUUUUUAUGUUCCUCUAUUAACUAUGAUUAUUGUGUCAUUUCGUAUAAUGGUUGCUAUACGUUCACGUUCAAAAAUGGAAUUUGGUCGACGAUUAUCAUCAGCAACACAAAAACAAAUGAGACAAGAUCAUAUCUAUAAAGUAUCAUCAUUAACUAGUGAAAAUCAAGCUACAUUUAAACUCCCUAAUGCCAAUAAGUCCUUAUUAUCGCCAGUAAUUUUUUCCAAUCCAUUUAAUCCACCUAAUCCUGACUAUCAAUCUGUUUCUAUUAAUACAACUGCUAAUAAUAAUUUGACACAAUCGAUUGAGCCAGGCCAAUGUUUUUGUUCGACCUGCCAACCCAGAAAUGGAAAUGAUAAUGAUAGCCUUUGGAAAGUUCAACCAACACCAACAAAAGAUUCUCAUUAUUCGCCAAUACACAAACGUUUUUCAUUAGCUCAAAUAAAACCAUUAUCAAUGAUAUUUUUACCAAGAAGACACAUAAAAGAAAAUAAAGAUCGUAAAAAUUUAGACCUAUCUAAACUUACAUCCGAUAAUGACAGUACAAUAACUAAACAUUCAUCACGUGAAUUACGUCGUAUGAAAUAUUCAAUGCUUAUAUAUGCACAGAAAAACUCGAAGAAGUUAUUAUCACCAACAUCAAAAAACUCACCAAUUAAACGAUCAACAUCAAGAACAUCGAUGGCAUCAAGCUUUUCAGAUGAAUUUUCUGAAACAACAUUUAUUAAUCCAAUAGAACAUCAACGAAAAUUAAAACCAAUGCCAAAUACCACUAUGAAAAUAUCAACAGCAGUUGAUGAUUUACAAAAAACAAACUCUUCUUCUAAAGUAAUUGCAACAACAACACCAGGCACUGAUUCCAUAACUACAUUAAUAAAUGAUUCAUCGACAAGUUCACCUAUCGAUAGUUCAACUAAAAUGAAUUUUUCUUUUUUCACUACACUUAUUAAUCCAAGUCGCUCGCAUUCAUUACAAAAAGAACUUAAAGCAGCUAGACAACUGGGAAUGCUCGUUGGCGUAUUUACUGUUUCAUGGUUGCCAUAUUUUAUUCUGUUUUUAGUUGUCGCUUGGUGUAAUGAUUGUGUAUCAGACGAAAUAUUUACAGCAUCUAUAUGGCUUGGUUAUCUCAAUUCAACAUUUAAUCCAUUAAUAUAUCCAUUAUGUAAUGCACAUUUUCGUCUGGCUUUUCAAAAAAUUUGUUAUUGUAACCAUGAGAAAAAGAAACUACCUAAUUUAGGUGCUUUAAAAGAGCUUCACGCUUUACAUUCAAUGAGACGACAGCGACGAUAA
Rotaria socialis is the source of this 1884-nucleotide messenger RNA. NCBI's taxonomy places the organism in Eukaryota, Metazoa, Rotifera, Eurotatoria, Philodinida, Philodinidae. The record is from the annotation of a GenBank genome assembly.